Molecule: messenger RNA, 2154 nt
Organism: Telopea speciosissima
Lineage: Eukaryota; Viridiplantae; Streptophyta; Magnoliopsida; Proteales; Proteaceae
Product: fatty acid amide hydrolase-like
Exons: 20
Coding region: 75-1907 (610 amino acids)
Molecular function (GO): catalytic activity
Source: RefSeq, a predicted model, not a curated record
UGUCUGUUUCAUUGUUUAUAGCUUUAAUUUGCUCCUUUCACAGUUUCACCUUCAAGGGUUCCCUGUUUCCUGCUAUGGGUUGGGUUUUCAAGUCCAAAAACACAGUCUACAAGCCCGUGAAGGACGUUGAUCUCGGCCCUAACAGUGAUGAGUUCUAUCUCAGUCCCAACGUCAAAGCUCCCCGUAUGGCUGGAUUUCUUAUUAAGAUUUUGGCAUGGAUUUUGGAGACGAGAAUUUUUGGAGCAAUGCUGGUCUACAUACUGAAGGAUGAAAAUCUAGUUCACAGGCUCAUUUCAUUUGCAGAGUUAAAUGAACCACCUUUAUAUGUUCCAUGCCAUCCAUGGGAAGACCAUGAAGACCAGGAAGUUAAAUCAAUAUCAUCUGAGUCAUCUCCAUCUGAAAAAGUUCAACAAGCAUUGGAAUGCUUUCCUCCGUGUUCACAAAUUGUAGAAAAUAAUCAAUAUAGUUUCCGACGUUGGACAAUACAGGAUUAUUCAAGAGCCUAUAUUUCAGGAGAAAUAACCCCACUGAUGGUUGCAAAACGUUUUUUAGAUUCUGUGUAUGAAUCUUCCAACCCUUCUUUGCAAAUGUCAUUUUUUAUAAACCAAAAUGCUGAAGAUAUUAAGAGGCAAGCUGCUGAAUCAACCCUUCGAUAUGAAAGAGGUGAACCAAUUUCAGUUCUGGACGGAAUCCCUAUUGCUGUUAAAGACGAAAUAGAUUGUACGCCUUAUCCAACUACAGGAGGUACGAAGUGGCUGCACAAAAUAAGACCUUGUAUCAAUGAUGCAUGUUGUAUCGAGCGGCUAAGAUCAUGUGGUGCCAUACUUGUUGGGAAGACCAACAUGCAUGAGCUUGGUGCUGGAGUAAGUGGAAUCAACCCACAUUAUGGGACUACUAGAAAUCCUUAUGAUAUUAACAAGGUCUCUGGAGGCUCUUCUAGUGGAUCUGCUACAGUUGUGUCUGCAGGACUCUGCCCUGUUGCCCUUGGUGUUGAUGGAGGAGGUUCUGUACGGAUGCCUGCUGCUCUGUGCGGUGUUGUUGGUUUUAAACCAACUUUUGGACGUGUAUCUCAUUCGGGUGUUCUUCCUUUCAACUGGACAGUCGGAAAUGUUGGAAUACUAGCAGGGACAAUUGAGGAUGCAUUCAUUGUCUAUGCAGCUAUCAGUGGGGACAUCCCUUCAAAUCAACCUACUGCUUUGUCGCCCAAAAUAAAUUUUCCAUUGCUGAAGUCAACCAACACCAUUUCCAAUGUCAAAAUGGCAAAGUAUGGAGAGUGGUUUAAUGAUUCUAGCGAUGACAUUAAAAAAUGCUGUUACCAAGCUUUGGACCAGCUUCAUGAGCAUUACGGUUGGGAGACUGUAGAUGUGACCAUACCAGAGAUAGAAGUGAUGCGUUUGGCACAUUAUGUGACCAUUGGAUCCGAGUGUAAUACUGCAAUUAGAUCAGAUCUAGAGAAGUUGGGUACUUCAGAGAUAGGGUGUGAUGCAAGGGUAGCACUUUGUAUAUAUGGCUCCUUUAGCAGCAAAGAAUAUUUGACUGCGCAGAGAUUUAGGAACCGCCACAUGCAAUUUCACAAGUGCAUUUUCGAGAGGGCAGAUGUCAUUGUCACACCUACGACAAGCAUAACUGCAUACCCAAUUGUGAAACAAUCUUUGGAAUAUGGUGACUUUGAUUAUGUGAAUGCAGCUGCACUUGUACGGUACCAAAUAGCUGCGAAUUUUCUUGGAUUGCCAGCAGUGACUGUUCCGAUUGGAUAUGACAAGCUGGGGAUGCCUAUUGGCCUUCAGUUUAUUGGGAGACCAUGGUCAGAGCCAACCUUAAUCCGUAUAGCUCUUGCAGUGCAGGGCCUUUUCAUAUCAAGCUACAAAAAGCCAAUGGUUUUCUAUGAUCUGCUCAGAAAGGAUUAAGGCUCAUAACAACGAUAUGAGGCUAAAACAAAAGAUUGACCUGGUCUUCAAAAAGAGGAAAUAUUCUUAUUGAAGUUAUUGAUACUGCCAUUGUUUGGAGCUUUCUCAGUAAAGAAGGAAUAAAGUAAUUACAUGAAGAGUUUGGCACUCUUUUGCAUUGUUUAGAAGUAACCAGAUAUGCACUGUAUCAGCAAAUUGAUGUAUACUCCAAUGGAACUGGCUUUCAGAAUUAUUGUCUAUUAGUAUC